GGUUUCUUUCCACCGCGCCUGUGAUUGUGUUGCUCUCAGGCGGAAUGUGCCUCAGCAGUCCGGCUGAUUAUGGAAAUGUUACGCUUUUGAACCUUCCUGCUAAAUUUAAUGCACUGGUUUUGGUUUUUUGUUUUGGUUUUUUCCAAAGAAGAAUUUUUGCGAGUCGUUUGGACCUCCUUGGCCACUCCAGACAGCAUGGACCUUGGAUCACAGUUUUUCUGGGCCAGCAUCCUGUUACAAGCAUUUGUUCUCCCGAGCUGCCUCUGUGUUUCGGUUCGUUUCCCGAGCCAGCAGACCGUCUAUGUGGUGAGCGGGCAGAAUUUGGUCCUGCAGGCUGAGUUCGAGUUGCCUCAGGGAGAUCACAUCACCAAGGUCACAUGGGAGCACGAAGUUGAGGGAAGAAGAAAUUCUGGAAAAACUACAGUGGCUGAAUAUCCUGCUAAAAGCUCCGGAGGCCGGGUGACUGUAGACAAGGGCGGGUCUGUGAUGACGUUACGGAACUACCAGAGAACGGACAACGGCGUGUACACGGUCACCGUCCGAGACCAGAAAGGAGGUCAAAGUUCAGCACACUGCACUGUCCACGAGUACGAGGCCGUGCACCACGUGUCAGUGAUGGUGAACGUGUCGCACUCCAGCCUGCACUGCAUGGAGGCCUGGGGGACGGAGCCUGUCUUCCGUUGGCUCCAUGAGAAAGCCGCAGUGACGGAGGCAGUGGGCCGUGUGUCAGCCGAUGGCACCUCUCUGUACCUGAACACAGCGCUGUGUGGCCACUUCACCUGCAUGGUGAGCAACAAGCUGGGCCACAGCUCGGCCACCUACACCGCAGUGCCCUGUGAGAGAGAGAGCAGAGGUACUGCUGUAGCUGUUGUUUGUCUCAUGUUCUUGCUACUCUUGGCUGGAGGUUUGGCCUUCCUGCUCUGGAGGAAACGCAUUAGUUACAGCAGCAGAGGAGAGAGACUCCGAGAACCAGACGAAGACAUUUAACCUCCACUUGAGUCUUCGUGUCCGACUGAACCAAAAUGGAAGAGACAUGAACUUAGACUCUGAGGGAUCAGUCGCCUCUUUUCCAAGCACUCCAACCAUUAAGAAACAUUUCAAACAUUCUACAGGGGUUUCACUGGCUUUUAGUCACAGUUGAACAAGUGAAGUGAAGUGAAGUUCUCUUUUUAAAGGACCUUGACGAAGAAAAGAAAGCUGACGGUUGAGCAACUGUUUGAAGCUUUGAAAAAAGGAACAUGUACAGCUUACUUUAUUUCCUGUGGGUUAUACUGUUUGUUUUCCAGACCUGUUUGCAUUUCAUUUUAAAUACUUCAAAAUAAAUAAAUAAAUACGAUUCCAAAAUAUAAAUAAAUAAUAAAUAAAUAAAUGUAUAAACUGUAUACAUACACAUUACUGUACAAUAAAAAGAUAAUUUUAAGGUAUUUCAAAGUACAUGUUGUGUAACGUGUCUAAGAAUGAAUAUAGAUAGAGAGAUAGAUAGAUGAUGGGUUAGAGUAGUGCAUAAAGGUUUUUAGAAAAACAGGAUGUUGCAGUGAUGCAGU
Pangasianodon hypophthalmus (striped catfish) is the source of this 1544-nucleotide messenger RNA. RefSeq lists its product as uncharacterized. The record is from RefSeq and is a predicted model, not a curated record. Lineage: Eukaryota; Metazoa; Chordata; Actinopteri; Siluriformes; Pangasiidae. Bases 109 to 987 code for a protein of 292 amino acids. The transcript is spliced from 6 exons.